AUGUUCUUUUUUCGUUUUGGUAGAAAACAACGCCGAGAUGAAUUACUUGAAGCACAACAAAGACGUAGUGCUGCUCAAUAUCCAACAACAGGUAAUAUACAUUUGGAACGAAUGGAACGUUGUAAAAAUUGCUGUAAAUCAUUUACAACAUUUAUAUUUUCACGUGUUGGCCUUUGUUUACUUGUUGUGGCAUAUGCAUUUGGUGGUGGUGUUGUAUUUCAAUUUCUUGAAGGAUCUGAAGAAGAUAGUACCAAUAAAGUUCAACAACAUGUAAACGCAACAGUUGAAAAGUUAUUUGAACAUACAAUGAAUUUAACAGUUUUUCAUCAAGAUAAUUGGACAGCUGUAGCAAGAGGAAUACUUGAAGAAUUUCAAAAAGAUAUUGUUCGUCAAACAAAACGUGGUUAUCAAGGUGAACGUCUUACUGAUGAUGCUAAACAAUGGAAUUUUCCAGAAGCUAUUCUUUAUGCAAUCACAGUUAUAACAACAAUUGGUUAUGGACAUAUUACUUGUAAAACGAAUUAUGGAAAAAUAAUGACAAUGAUCUAUGCAAUAUUUGGUAUUCCAUUAAUGUUAUUAUGUUUAGCAAAUAUUGGUUCAACAAUGGCAGAUGCAUUUCGUUUUAUUUAUUGUAAUAUAUGUUGUUCAUAUUGUCAUAUGGUAAAAAAACGUCGUAAUCUUCGAGCUUUACAAUCCGUUGACUUAUCACAUGCAACAUCAUCAUCACUUCCACAAUCUUCAACAACAACAACAUUAACAUCAAAUAAUCUUCAACCACCUCUAAAUACCUUUGAACAACAACCAUCAACAAAUGUUGUUGAAUUUGUUGAUAAUCUUAGUAUUGAUUAUCGUAAAGUUACAAUACCAAUUAGUGUCACACUCUCGUUACUUUCAUCGUAUUUGAUACUCGGUGCAUUACUUUUUAGCGAAUGGGAAAAUUGGAAAUUUUUAGAUGGUGCUUAUUUUUGUUUUGUGACACUUGCAACAAUCGGUUUAGGUGACCUUGUACCAGGUAAAUCAAUAACAUCAACACAAGUUGAAGGUAAACUUAUUAUUUGUGCACUUUAUGUUCUACUUGGUUUAUCAUUAAUGGCAAUGUGUUUUAAUUUAAUGCAAGAAGAAGUACGAGCAAAAUUUCGACGUUUAGGAAAUAAACUUGGAAUUAUUGACGAUCCAAAUUAUUGGUAG
This is a messenger RNA of Rotaria sp. Silwood1, 1188 nucleotides long. The record is from the annotation of a GenBank genome assembly. Lineage: Eukaryota; Metazoa; Rotifera; Eurotatoria; Philodinida; Philodinidae.